Molecule: messenger RNA, 2563 nt
Organism: Talpa occidentalis (Iberian mole)
Lineage: Eukaryota; Metazoa; Chordata; Mammalia; Eulipotyphla; Talpidae
Product: USP6 N-terminal-like protein
Exons: 15
Coding region: 427-1875 (482 amino acids)
Source: RefSeq, a predicted model, not a curated record
AAGUAAAAGGGCAGUUGCUGGGCUCUGAGGAGCAACUGCCACAACUGACUUGUGGUGGAGCAGCAGGGUGAGAGGCCACCACUGCUGCUGCUCCUGCUCCCAAGGGAGCGCCUGCCUCCCAGGAGGCUGGGCUCUGGUAACAGGAUGACAGAGGAUGGUGAUGGAGGAUAAGGAAAGAGAAGGGAGGAAGAUGGAGAAAUGGACCAAAAGGAGGAAAUGAUGCUGAUGAAUGGAAAAGUAAAUGAGAGCAGUUAGCAGCCCACACGAUGCCCACCGCAGUGUCCACUCUGCUCCAGUCCCUAGGCAGUUGGAGGAUCUCUAUGGUUGCUUGCUGACCGGCUCUGACACUAGGUGCCUAUCUUGGCCCUUGUGUCCAUUUCCACUUGAGAUAUUGGUCACCCAGUGACAGGUGAGACAGCACUGGACAUGGAAGACCUGGAUGCUCUGCUCACAUUGGAACGAGAGGAGAUCAUUGCCCGAUAUGAUCAGGGACCACAAGCUGGGACACCGGUGGACCCUGGGGACGAUGCAGACCUGUUGAUUUAUAGAGCGGUUGAUCAGCUGGGUUUCCUUCAUGGGAAGGAAUUGCCUGACCUCAGCACUCAGGAGAUCAAGCACAAUCUCCAGACUGCUAAGAGGGCAGACAAGUGGGUGAAGAUGUUAAAGCAAUGGAACAAAUACUGCAACAGCUCCAAGAUGCAUCGCCGGGUCUACAAGGGGAUGCCCCCACAAGUGCGGGGUCGUGUUUGGUCUCUCUUGCUGGGGUUGGACCAAGUGAAGGUGGAGAACAAGGGAGAAUAUGAGCAUCUGAAGGAGCUGGGCAAGGUGCUCUCCCCCUACAUUAAAGAGAUCGAUCUGGACGUGAGCCUCACCUUCAGAAGGCACAUCAUGUCCAGGGAGCGCUACAGCAUCAAGCAGCAGGCCCUCUUCCACAUCCUGGUGACAUAUUCCAUCUACAACCCGGAGGUAGGCCACUGCCAGCACCUGAGUCAGAUUGUGGCAGUGCUCCUCAUGUAUCUGGAGGAAGAAGAUGCAUUCUGGGCUCUGGAUGAGCUGAUGACUAAUGAUGCCCAUGCCAUGCACGGUUUCUUUAGCACUGGGUGCCCCAAACUGGGCCGGUUCCUGGUACACCACGACUACACCAUCGGACAAACGCUCCCCAGACUGAAACAUCACAUGGACCAGGAGCAGCUGUUCAGUCAGACCUAUUGUGCCCAGUGGUUCCUGGAGUGUUUCCUCCACCGGGUGGCUCCUCACUGCUGCUGUCCCCAGACACCCUUCCCACUGACACUGAGGAUAUGGGAUGCCUUCAUCCUUGAUGGGGAGCGAGUGCUGACCAGCAUGGCCUACACCAUGCUGAAGGUACAUGAGAAACAGCUGCUCAGGCUGCCCCGGGAGGGCAUGCAGGACUUCCUGCACAAUACCCUGGCCCAGCCCUGGGGCCUGCCGGAUGACCAAGUCCUCAGGCACCUUCAGGUCUCCAUGUCCUACCUCAGGAGGCUGGACUUGGACCUACCCCCACCAGCUGUACCUGAGGCGUGGCCUGUGAUACCCUUGCAGCAAACAUCUGUAGUGCCCAGCGCUGCAAGGCUCUGCCCAGGGCGCCAACUCUACAGAUCAGAACCCUCAUUUCCUGUGACCCCUGAGGUCAUGAACAGGUCACCAGAGACUGUGGCCUUCUUUGCAGACCUCAAUGCCUCCUACCCAUCUGCUCUGGCCUGGCUCAUAGGACUGCCCCAGGCCUGCCACAACAUGGGGUUUCUGAAGCCCCAUCCUUCCUGGUCUUCUGGGCAGCAGGCUUCCAGGCCCAGGACUCCCCUCCUGCCCCGUGGUACCUGCAGUCCCUGCCCCACCCAGGGCGGUGAGCCUCCCUAAAGAGAAGGGGCCAGGGCAACUCUGCUACAAUGCAGGUCUGAGGCGCACCUGGUCUCCUGGUGCCCGAGCCUGCCACCUCGAGCCACCUCUGUCAGCUGAGGGGGCCUAGCUUGGGUGGCAGCAGCCAGACUUGGCUACCUGAGUAGCCACCAGGCCACAAGUGUCUGGACCAUGUCCGGCCUACUCUGAAAAUCCACACUUCUACUCUCACUCUCGGCCUCAAAUAAAUGUUUUGGGCUCACAAUACAAGACUGGUCUGUUCCUAAGCACUCUGAUGCUCUGAAGGAGGCACUUGACACCUCAGAGGCAGAGGCAGUCACUGCCUGCUGAGCUGCCCACACCACGACCUCCCUACCCCAGUUCAGCCUGUGCUCACUGGGCCAGGCUGGGCAGAGAGCAGAGGAGAAGGGGUGCAGCUGGCCAGUUUUAUACAAAUCCAGGUGGUAAAACAGAGGCCUCUGGGCCUCCCUGGUGGCACAGGCCAUUGAGCACCACACUGUGAAGCUGUCCAAAGCCUCUGCAGCAUGGGUUCGAUCCCAGCUGGCCAGGGAGAAACCCACAUGUUAUAGCAGACCUCUCCUGUCUCACCCGCUGCUCCCCUCAGCAGUGUAUUUCAGUCAAUCUGUCUGUUCUGUUCCCCACUCUUUCUCUGGUGAAUCCUCUCACCCUUCUGCACAUCUGGCCUAUA